Thunnus maccoyii (southern bluefin tuna) is the source of this 5038-nucleotide messenger RNA. RefSeq names its product phosphorylase kinase, beta (gene phkb). Gene Ontology annotation, cellular component: phosphorylase kinase complex. Lineage: Eukaryota; Metazoa; Chordata; Actinopteri; Scombriformes; Scombridae. The transcript has 32 exons. The record is from RefSeq and is a predicted model, not a curated record. Gene Ontology annotation, molecular function: calmodulin binding. The coding region runs from base 139 to 3396 and encodes 1085 amino acids. Gene Ontology annotation, biological process: glycogen metabolic process.
CAGUGAGAUUCAUACGAGUAAACAUGGCGAGUUUAGCAGAUGUCGGCUGGAAACUCCUGGAAUUCAAAUCCCGAUCAAAAAGAUCAGAUUUGUGAUUUAGCUGAGAGAGACGAUUGGCCUUAAUUUCACCUUUUGAGAAUGUCCGGCUCAGUGGGUGCAACUGUCCGGGCUCAUCGGAAAGUUCAAAGACUUGGAUCCAUAUAUGAGCCUCUUAAGCUGUCCAGUCUCAAGCAUGAGGGUGAACCCCUAUGGGAAAAGUUGGACCGCUACUACAAUGCUGUCAAGACAACCAUUCUGAACUACCAGAGUCCCACCACAGGGCUUUUUCCAGUCAAGACAUGCUCCGACUGCAAGGAGGCCAAGGUCCGGGACUCCCUGUACUGUGCUGCUGGUGCCUGGGCCCUGGCCUUAGCCUACCGACGCAUCGAUGAUGAUAUGGGGCGGACCCAUGAACUGGAGCAUUCAGCUAUCAAGUGCAUGAGAGGGAUCCUCUACUGCUACAUGAGACAGGCUGAUAAGGUGGAGCAGUUUAAACAGGAUCCCAGCCCCUCCAAGUGUCUGCACUCGUUGUUCAACGUGGACACUGGUGACGAGGUCUACACCUACGGUGACUACCACCACCUGCAGAUCGAUGCUGUUUCUCUGUUUCUGCUGUACCUGGUGGAGAUGAUCUGCUCUGGUCUGCAGAUCAUUUACAACACUGAUGAGGUUUCCUUCAUCCAGAACCUGGUGUUCUGUGUGGAGAGAGCCUACAGGGUGCCUGACUUCGGCAUGUGGGAGAGAGGCAGCAAAUACAACAACGGCAGCACUGAGCUGCAUUCCAGCUCUGUGGGCCUGGCUAAAGCUGCUCUGGAGGCCAUCAAUGGAUUCAACCUGUUUGGAAACCAGGGCUGUUCAUGGUCAGUGAUAUUUGUGGAUCUGGACGCCCACAACAGAAACAGGCAAACCCUCUGCUCCCUACUGCCCCGAGAGUCUCGCUCCCAUAACACAGAUGCCGCCUUGCUUCCAACCAUCAGCUAUCCAGCGUUUGCGGUGGACGAUGACGCCCUCUACACUCAGACACUGGACAAGAUUGUCCGCAAGCUGCGGGGCAAAUACGGCUUCAAGCGUUUCCUCCGUGAUGGCUACCGCACCCCAAAUGAAGACAAGAAUCGCCGCUACUACAAACCUGCUGAAAUGAAGCUUUUUGAUGGGAUCGAGUGCGAGUUUCCCAUAUUUUUCAUCUACAUGAUGAUUGACGGCGUAUUCAGAGGAAAUAAGGCUCAGGUCAAAGAAUACCGGGAUCUUCUUGAACCCAUCAUCUUCCAGUCUUUUGAGGGCCACGCCGUGAUCCCCAAAUACUACCACGUACCGGCUGACUUUGUGGAGGCGGAGCAGAGCAAGCAUGGAAGCCAGAAGCGUUUCCCUAGCAACUCUGGCCGUGAUGGAAAGGUCUUCCUGUGGGGUCAGGCCCUUUUCAACAUCGCCAUGCUUCUGGUGGAUGAGCUGAUCAGCCCUAAAGAUAUUGAUCCCAUCCACCGCUAUGUGCCUCACCAGGACCAGCGCAACGUCAGCAUGCGAUACUCCAAUCAGGGCCCCAUAGAGAAUGAUGUUGUGGUUCACGUGUCCCUGAUAGCUGAGAGCCAGAGACUCCAGGUGUUUCUGAACACCUACGGCAUUCAGACCCAGACGCCCCAACAGGUGGAGCCCAUCCAGAUCUGGCCUCAGAAGGAACUGGUCAAGGCGUACCGUUUCCUGGCCAUCAAUAAGAAGCUGGGGUUGAGUGGGCGUCCAGAUAGGCCAGUGGGCUGCGUCGGGACCUGCAAGAUUUAUCGUAUCCUGGGCAAGACGGUGGUGUGCUACCCAAUAGUAUUUGAUCUAAGUGACUUUUACUUGUCCCAAGAUGUAAUGCUGCUGAUUGAUGACAUUAAGAAUGCCCUGCAGUUCAUCAAACAGUGCUGGAAGAUGCCGGGACGUCCUCUCUUCCUGGUUCUCAUCCGCGAGGAUAACAUCAAAGGAAGCCGCUUCAACCCAGUCUUGGACAUGCUUGCAUCGUUCAAGAAAGGCAACAUCGGAGAGGUCAAAGUUCAUGUGGACAGACUUCAGACCCUGAUAUCUGGAGCAGUGGUGGAGCAGUUGGACUUCCUGCGUGUCAAUGAAGCAGAGAUCCCAGAGUUUAAGAGCUUUGAGGAGCUGGAGCUGCCUAAGCACUCCAAGGUGAAGAGACAGAUGAGUACGCCCAACGCCUCAAACCUGGAGCAGCAGCCAGAGAUCAAUGAUGAGGAAUGGAUGGGAAAACCCACUCAAGAGAUCAUCCAGAAGUUCCAUGACUGUGGCUGCUUGGCAAGUCAGGCUCAGCUCGCAUGUAUCCUUCUUAGGAGAGAAGGACCAGACUUUAUUGCCAAAGAUGAGAACUUGACUGAUGAGCUGGAGAGAAUCUACAGAAUGGCUGGCAGCAGAAAGCUUUGGUCUGUUGUCCGUCUUGCCGCCAGUCUCUUAACUAAGCUAGUGGACAGCCUUGCCCCAAGUAUUACUAGUGUUUUAGUGCAUGGCAAGCAGGUGACCCUGGGUCUAUUUGGUCAUGAAGAGGAGGUGAUCUCCAACCCGCUGUCGCCAGGGGUGAUCCAAGACAUCAUCUACAGAAAGUGCUCCCUUCACGGUGGGGAGCGAGAGGCUGUUCUUCAGCAGGAGCUGGUCAUCCAUAUCGGAUGGAUUAUAUCCAACAACCCUGAGCUGUUCAGCGGCAUGCUCAAGAUCAGAGUCGGAUGGAUUGUCCAGGCCAUGAAACACGAGCUUAAGAUCCGGGCAGGAGACAUGCCAUCCCAGGACAUCUACCAAAUCUCCCCUAGUGACAUCAAGCAGCUCCUCCUGGACGUCCUGCAGCCGCAGCACACUGGCAGGCCUUGGCUGAACAGGCGUCAGAUCGAUGGCUCUCUGAACAGGACCCCUCUGGGCUUUUAUGAUCGUGUUUGGCAGAUCCUGGAGAGGACCCCCAAUGGUAUUCUGGUGGCUGGGACUUACCUUCCACAGCAACCUACACUGUCUGACAUGACCAUGUAUGAGAUGAACUUCUCCCUGCUGGUGGAGGACACGCUGCAGAGCAUUGUCCUGCCUGAGUACAGACAAAUCAUAGUGGAGUUGCUGAUGGUGGUGUCCGUAAUGCUGGAGAGAAACCCGGAGCUAGAGUUCAGCGAAAAGGUGGAUCUGGACAGUCUGGUCAAGGCAGCUUUCAAUGAUUUCCAGAGGGAUCGCAGUCACUUUGAAGGCAUAGAGAAACAGGAUGACAUGCAGGCAUUUUACAACACACCACCAGUGGGACAGAGAAGCACCUCCAGCUACCUGACCAAGGCUGUUAUGAUCCAGUUGCUGCAGGGAAAUGUGAAGGUCUGCAAGGAUGACCCGUGCUCUGUUAGCUAGAUUCACAACACUUUGACCCCUAAUCCCAACCCACUGCAGUGUAGUCAUCAAAUGGCCCGGCAAGGACUAUUAACUUUCCAUCACAUGCAUUCAGGAGAUAACCUCUAACCUCUCCAGUUUUCCUUCAGCACCACUCUGCUUACGCCUACAAGCUACAGUACAUUUUCACUGUGACUUUUGCUUCGGCAACUGCAGAGACUGUUGCAGAAGUUGCAAUUUCAUGUCCUUUUGAAUGCGGUAGAUUGGAAUGUCUGCAGUUUGUUGCAAGGGUCAAUAUACUGUGCAUCCACCAGUCACAUUUAACUCAGUAGCACCUAGAACCUUGCUUCUCUACACAUCUUUUUUGUUGCCAGAGUUCAGUCUCCCAGCUGUGUUGUGUAUUCAAAAGGUUUUAAUACUGUGAUUAUUACCACUGAUAAUCAGGCAGGUCAAAAUUCCACUUAGCUAAGUAACUACUGUUACACUACAUCUUCUCACAUUUUUCUUACCACCAUCAAAAUGAAGACUAAGUGAAGAAAAAAAUUACAAAAAUUGUGAUCAAGAUUGACACCACUUGCUUAUCUGUAUGCUAAAUAUGAAGCUACAGCCAGCAGCCAGUUAGCAUUGCUUAGCAGAGACUGAAAAGGGGGGGAAAUAUCUAGCGUGGCUGCCCAAAGGUAACAAAAUCCAACUACCAGCACCUCUGAAGCUCACUAAUUAAUAAGUUAACAUUCACAAGUCUCCACCUGGCAACACGACCUCUGUAAAAAUACAACUUGUGUUUACACUUUAGUUUUUAUGUGGAUUAAACAUAGAAGAUGUAAUAUGUUAAUUACUGAACUUUAGAGGUGCUGGUGCAUAGAUUUUCUCAACUUUGGACAGAGCCAGGCUAGCUGUUUCCCCGUUUCUAGCAUUUCAUGCUAAGCAAAGCUAACUGGUGGCUAGCUUCAUAUUUAGCCUACUGUACAGACAUUUGAGUGUUAUAUAUCUUCUCAUCUCAACUCCAUAAGAAAGUGAAUAAGCAUACUGCUAAAUUCCCCAAAUUUUCCAAACUAUCUCUUUAAUUUUUAUUCUUGCUUACAAAUCAAAUUUAGAUGUUAUUUACCAUGACUAUCAGAUAUUUUGAAAUAAUGCCACUUCGACCCCAACUCUGACAAAUGAAGCAUGCUCAGAUGUAACUGUACAAGCUGUAUGUUAUACUUCACCAGCAAUAACCUAGCUGUUACAUAGCAAUUUCAUGAGAAGAAAAUUAUUCAGUACAGGGUUAUAUCAUGAUAGAUGUGGUUCUCAAAUUGAUGCAUUUGGUUCCCAGGAGCCUUAUCCCCAGAUAUUGAGAAAAUAAUUCUGCCAAUAUUUUAAUCCACUUAUAUAAAAUAAUGAAUCUCUGAGCAUUAGAGGGUUUGAAAGCCACUGCACAUGAUAUAAUAUCUGGAUUUUUGUAGUGAAGUAAACAGUAUUAUUAUGUUUAAAAUGCAUACAUGUUAGAGUUAGAUGUUUGAAGUACUGUGUUGAGCUUUUCCUAUGUGUCCUCUCUCCUCUAUGCAUGCACAGUCUGUAGCAUGACAAUAGGUACUGUUGGCCAUCCUGCCGGUUUUUCUGAAUGUUAAAGGCUAUGAAAUAGAGUUUAUGAGAGGCCUGUUUUGCACAAUAGGGCUCUGCAUGA